Messenger RNA from Alternaria atra, 1353 nucleotides. RefSeq lists its product as uncharacterized. The transcript has 2 exons. The record is from RefSeq and is a predicted model, not a curated record. NCBI's taxonomy places the organism in Eukaryota, Fungi, Ascomycota, Dothideomycetes, Pleosporales, Pleosporaceae. Bases 1 to 1353 code for a protein of 450 amino acids.
AUGGCAGAUAGUAACGCGCAAUCGCAGGGCUUCCCUCAUGCCGCCAGUGGGAAGCUCGAUAUUAUCAUCGCUGGAGCUUCUUUAGGUGGCCUCGCGACAACUCUUGCGCUCAAACGUCUUCCAUCUCCGCAUGCGCACAAUGUCACGCUUCUCGAACGGAAUCCGACCGCACUCCUCCACAAUCAAGGCGCUGGCAUCGUCGCUGGUGGCGAUACGCUGGCAUUCUUCAAGCGCUAUAACAGAUGCAGCCGCGACCUAGCCGUUACCUCGACUCGAAGGCAGUAUUUAAACAAAGAUGGCGAGGUCACGCAUAAAGAGGAUAUGGAACAGAACAUGACGAGUUGGGAUCUGGCAUACUACAUGCUCAGGGCCAAUGUUGAUGGGAUCAAGAGUGACUAUUGUGACGUACCGCCAGAUGAUAACAGUAGGAGCAAGAUUACGCAUCGUCAUGGACAUAAAGUGAUUGAGCUGCAAGAUAAGGGAAACAAAGUGGUUGUAAAGUACGAGACAAGCGAAGGAAGCACGGGUGAGAUGGAGGCUGAUCUGGUCAUCGGCGCCGAUGGUCCAAGUUCUACCAUCCGCUCACUCCUCACCACCGGCAUCGAGCGUACAUACGCAGGCUAUGUCGCCCUCCGUGGCACCGUACCCGAGGAUCAAGUCAGCCCAAAGACACUGGAAGCUUUCAGAGAACGCUUUACCUUCUUCCAUGCGAAAGGGAUCCAGAUUCUGGCAUACCUGAUACCAGGCGAGAACGGCACUUUAGAGCCUGGCAAACGCCUCAUUAACUUCGUUUACUACACGAACUUUCCAUCGCCUUCUCUGACUAAUCCUUCCCCCGACUUCCGUGAGCUGAUGACAGAUGUGGACGGCCAGUACCAUCGCAUCACCAUGCCACCUGGCAAGAUGGAUCCACAAGCAUGGGAGAAGCAGCGCAAAAUUGCAAGUGAGCGACUGCCUCCUCAGUUCGCUGAGAUCGUCAGAGCAACGGAGAAGCCAUUUGUCCAAGCAAUCACAGAUGUUCUCGCUCCGACCAAUGAGUUCAUGGACGGUCGCGUCGUUCUGAUUGGCGAUGCUCUGGCUGGCUUCCGACCGCACACCGUCGCAAGCACUAGCCAAGCAUGCUUCGAUGCCAUGAUCCUGGCAGACAUGAUCGAGGGCAAAGUAAGUCGGAAGGAGUGGAAAAAGGAGACACUGGGCUAUGCGAGAACACUGCAGAAGAGAGGUGUGGAUAUGGGUAAUCGCAGUCAGCAUCAGGAUCUGCCGUUAGCCGAUCAUAUACACGAUCGAAACCUGGCGAGCAAGCCGAGACAGGAGGAGGUAUGGCCAGAGUGGGCAGUCGAUGGUCUAACAUAG